Molecule: messenger RNA, 2632 nt
Organism: Pygocentrus nattereri (red-bellied piranha)
Lineage: Eukaryota; Metazoa; Chordata; Actinopteri; Characiformes; Serrasalmidae
Product: adhesion G-protein coupled receptor G5-like
Exons: 12
Coding region: 48-1565 (505 amino acids)
Biological process (GO): adenylate cyclase-activating G protein-coupled receptor signaling pathway; cell surface receptor signaling pathway
Cellular component (GO): membrane
Molecular function (GO): G protein-coupled receptor activity
Source: RefSeq, a predicted model, not a curated record
AAUAACGGUAGCAGCAGAAAAGCAGGGGGAGAUUAUAUGCUGAUGAAAUGAGACCUUCUUUACUUCCCUUUUUCAUAUUCUUCUCUGUAAUACCGGUUGAAGAAGGUUCAUUUGAAAAUGUUUCCAGUCAAUGUCAUAAAGUUCUCAACGACUGUAUGGAAAUGCAUUCCAGCACCAUCCCUCAGUGUCUUGAAACAAAGAUGAGAAACUGCAGAAGACGUCGCACCAGAAUAAACACCCCAGGCUUGUACAUGAAAACUGUGUCUCCCUCCAGUGAGGCCAGAGUGGACACAGAGUAUGGACAUGUAAUUUAUAUUCCAUCAGAAGCUGUCCAGAAAAGCAGUGAUGAGCAGCUGAAAACUAGUGGCCGUCAAGUGGACUUGACUGUAUCCAUACUCAACCCAAGCCUUUUUGAGGCACAUUCAAAUGAAGGAUCUCCUCACGAGCAGAUCUUAGGAGUGUGGCUUGGCAAACAAGAUGUUCACAACCUUUCUGAUCCUAUUAGGAUUGUUUUUGUAAAUGCCAAUCAGAAUGGGACUGGAAAAUGUGUCUUCUGGAAGCUGUCGAACAAUAGUGAGCAAGGAAACUGGAGCACAGAUGGCUGUAAAACCACCCAGAACAACACAGACUUUAUCUGCGAAUGCAAUCACCUCAGUUUCUUUGCGAUGCUUAUUAGCCCUGAUGUGCCAGACCCUGCUCACGUUCAGCGUCUUGUGUAUAUCUCAUACAUCGGGUCUUCUCUGUCUGUGGUAUUCACCAUCAUCAUCAUUGUGCUGUUUCUGUGCCACAGGAAGUCGAAGGCAGAUCACUCAGUCAUCAUUCAUAUGCAGCUGACAGGUUCACUGUUGCUACUGCACCUCUUCUUCCUGGCCAGUUCCAUUUGGUCCAAAACAGAGUGGGUAUUCUGCCAGUCCCUGGGGCUCAUGCUGCACUGGGCCCUGCUGGCCACUUUCACCUGGACAGCUAUCGAAGGCUUCCAUCUGUACCUGCUGCUGGUGCAGGUCUUCAACAUCUACAUCAGGAGAUACCUGUUGAAACUUAGCCUGGUGGGCUGGGGACUUCCUACAAUUACAGUAAUGAUCUGCAGAGUGGUUGGUGCAUAUGGCAAAUACACGAUCACAAAGAACUCCAGCGAUAUCAUAGUAGCCAUGGACCUCUGCUGGUUUAAGACAGAAAAUGAAAACAGCAUCCAUAGAGCAAUGAGGUAUGUAACAGUGAAUGGUUACCUGGGGCUGGCGCUGCUCUUCAAUGUCAUUAUCCUGGCAGUGAUGGUGGUGAAGAUGAGGCAGCUGAGAGCACGGAGCGUCCAGUCCAGAGGCAGGGUGAGGAGGAAGUGGAAAGACUUGGCCACCAUACUGGGACUCAGCUGUGUUUUAGGGCUCCCCUGGGGGCUGGCGUUCACCAUUUAUGGGCCCCUGAGUCUAGCGGGAACUUACCUCUUCAACAUACUCAAUGCCUUUCAAGGUGUUCUGAUGUUCCUGUGGCUCCUAUCUAUCACUUGUAAAUCUAUUCAGGAAGAGCAAAAAUCAACAAAGGACUUCACACAGAGCCACCUCAGCUCAUGAUACUGGAUCUAAACCACAAUGCAAAACCUUCUGUUCUGACAUAAUGCAUAACAUUUCAUCAACGGUCAUCACAGUUCAGACUUCAGUGCAUUUUAUUAUACAUUCAGUCUAUUUACUUUGUAUUUGUUUUAACUAUACAUAAAUAUUUUAUAAUAUUUUAUUGUAGAUUAUCACAACAGCCCGAUUUUGAGUCACUGUGUUUACACAUGAGCAAAUAUUUUAGGCAGUCAUGAAAAUUGUUUGGGAUUAUUUAUUUGUUAAACUCAAUAUUAUAUGGGAAUAAAAACAUAUCGCUGUUGUCGGAAGAUAACCUCGAAUCUCCAAAUUUACGGGACAAGGAAAACAACAUACCUUACUUUUAAUGCAAGUCUGUGGAACCAGAUGUCUUUCCAAGUAAUUGUGGGCCAUUCCUUUUGGUCCAUUCUUCAUGAAAUUUACACACAAUGUAAAUGGUAACAGGCAUUUGCAAAUACUUUCAAAAAACAACAAAAACUGAGAUAAAAGGUUUUCUUCCAACAGCAGCGAAAUAAACAGUUCACUAAAGUUUCAGCGAAGUUACUGAACACACCUACUUUAAUUUAAUAAAGGACUGAUUAGCCAAACUAAGCUUUGCAUGGUACCUGUAAAUACUGGGCUUCUUCAAGGAGAGCUUUGGAAAUAGUUUAGCCAACUCACAACCAUUAAAUCACAAAGUACUAUUUGUGUAUUUGCAUGUAUGUUAAAAGCAAUAAAGACUUAUUGUCAUAUCUGAAAUAAUGUUAUACAAAACCAUUUAUCUGGCCAGUGAGCAUUAAUUUACAUAAUCUGCACAUUUUAAUGCACAAUUACUGUUACAAUAUGUUAAACACUGCAAAGUGAUAGAAAUUGCACAUUAUAUUCACACACAACUAGGGUUGAAGUGUCUUUAUCACAUCCCCCAUUUUGUCUUUUAUGCUGUUUUUGUUAGAUUUUUUAUGUGUGUGUUUUAAAACAGUUUAACAACCAUCUUUGGUUUAUUUUGGGUAUAUAUAAUGAGUAGCCUACUAUUUAUUCUGGCAUAACACAAAUAAAACCAUGAAAAAAAACAA